Messenger RNA from Bradysia coprophila, 4407 nucleotides. RefSeq lists its product as uncharacterized. The record is from RefSeq and is a predicted model, not a curated record. Gene Ontology annotation, molecular function: protein binding. Lineage: Eukaryota; Metazoa; Arthropoda; Insecta; Diptera; Sciaridae.
AUAUUUUAGUUGAGGUUCUCAACAUCUAUACACGGGAAUUGUCACAGAUAAAAGGUGAAAAUGGCGUUGAAUUUUUCAUUGACUUCAAUCGAAAAAGAUGAAUUUAAUUAUCUCAGUCCCGUUUAAGUGAAGUUAUAUCCGUGUUUUUGUGUUUAGUGAACAUCGCACAAGACUGUAAAAUUGCUGUUAAUCGUAGAAGAACGUUUGAAAAAAUUAAAUAAAUUGUCGGAGUUCACGAAAUGGUUUCUGUAAUGUUUGAAUUUUGUUCUUUUGUUUUUUGGUUUGUUUGAAUCAUUGUUGAUAAAAGUUAAAGUGAAUUUGCACCGGAAGGAUAAUCAGAAAUGCGACAUUUAAAAGUAAAUUCUCAACCGCAAACUGCGGUUCGUCGCACGAUUGGAACGCGAAAUUCAAAAGAAAUUCCUGCCAAGACUGCACAAAAUGAUCGCAACAAUAUUGGUAAACGAAUUGGUGCCGGAUCGAUGCCACGAACAAGACGAAGUGCAACCCAAGCAAAUACGCCCAGUAGUGCAGUAAAGACAACUGCAGCCGUAACGUCAUCAAGUCAAAGCAGAAUAGCAAGAGUUCAGAAUGGCAACGAUCAACCACGAAGCCGUGGCGAAAUGGAAUCAUUGUUGAAGAAACGAGACGAAGCCAUGCCCUGUAUGACCGGAUCAGAUCGGGUAGCAAACUGGAAAUCAACACAGUUCGCUAUCGAUUAUUACAGGAAUGAAGUAGCAGUUUCGCCUCGUCGACAAUCGGUGCGGUCGGUUCAAAAGUCGUCGAUUCAAGAGAGAAUUUCGUACGGGAAAGUAAGCUCUUCCACGUCGUUUGGUGACAAUUCGCCGAGCUCAUACGAUUUCAAAGUUCCUACAUCAAUGCAGAGAAACGACAAUUCGGCCGAGCUAAUCGAUUUGACCGACGACGCAAGUGAGUCGAACACAUCGUCAAUAACCACCACUCAAGAAGAGUUGUAUUCGUAUCUGGGAGUGGUGACCAAGUCUCAGACGAAUAAAGUGGAAACGGAAACGGAAAACAAGACUGUUAAGCGAUCGUCAUUGCGUGUUAAGGUGAAACAAAUAGCCCUGCGGAAUCAAGAGAUUUACAAUCAGCUGGAGACUAAUCGAAAAUUGGAGGCAGCCAACAAUCAUACUCAAAGUCUUGUUCGAUACAACGGAUACCAAUCGGAACAGUCUUCGGUUCAAGUUAAACCGCAAAAUGGCGAUCCGCGUCUGAACCACUACAAAACCAAUCAUCAGCACUAUACGCAGACCACAUACAAGUCCACGACUUUAGUCAAUAAUACAACGAAUUCCCAAUCAUCACGGAACAACUACCGAACAGUCACAACAAGUCGCGUCAGUCAACAACAUCAGCAGCAUCUUUCAUCAAACCAACUUGUUCCUUACUCGUUUCAAUCGUCUAGGGUGCGGAACACCACCAACAAAUGUACCGUUAUGGAGCGAUUCGUUUACAAGCCUCAACAGCCGACCGAUUCUCGUCCCAUUCAGGUCAACGCAGACAAAUACAAAACAUCCAUUUUAUCAUCAACCACAUCAAAUACAACAACUGUUAAUCGCCCCGCCAACGGUCAGCCACCGAUUGGUAGCCGGCCAGCGAAGAUUUCACCGACAAGGAAACCGGAAAUGGCACGACCGUCUGAGAGAAGACCGCCGCUAAUAACGGCCGGUAUCAAACGUAAGGCAAUGGAACAAUGGAUUGAAUUGAGUUCAUCGCAUCCGACCACAGCCAAUAAUAUUCCAUCGAAGCCCAAUACCAGUUCAUCGUCGUUCGCCAGUUUGCAUCAGCAGAACACGAUCACAACCACGAACAUUUCCACGCAUCGAAAAAUGCAGAAACUUGAUGUGUCAGUGUACGUAAAGAAUAUUGGCAGCACAACUAGCCCUGCAAGCAGUACGUUCCAAACGAAUUACCCGUCGAACGGUAGUAAUGUCUCACCGCACAGAAAAAUACAAAUUGACUCGCGAAAAACUCACGUACAAUCGGUCCGCACUGUACAGAACACAGUCAUGACUAAUGGCUCCACGCUACAGCAAAACAAUUCUACGAAAAAUGCGAGAGGAGUUGAGCAGCCAACUGGAAAGCCAUCAAUUCAGUCGCCAUUGUUGAGAAACAUUCGUCCGGCCAAUGCACUAACAUUGCAAACGUGUUCGCAGAAGAACAUCGGCAACAAUCGUGUGUCGAAGCGUCGAAUAACUCCGAAGCUAAGCAGCGAGAUGAAGAGAGCUAUGAUUCACGAAGCGCAUACUAGACAGAAUGUUGUUGUCGUCAAUAAUGUCAUGCCGCCAAGAAAAGUUGAAAAUGUGAACUCUCGCAGUGUUCCUCCCGGUAAGGUCUAUUUACCACACACCACUGACAAGGAUAACAUAUCGUCGAUGCAAAUGAAUCAACAGCGGAACGUUUCCAGCAGCAACAACGUGUCUCCGAAUAAAUUCACGACUUACGAUCCAAGAGUGUCAUUGUCAUCGAUGCCUGUUACACAAAAUAUUGCCGUGAGUAAGGUGUCAUCGAUGCAAGCAAGUUCCAAGCAAUAUAUUACCAGCACCGCAAAUGAUGUUGCCAUUGAAGUGAUGGUACAUAGCAAUUUCAAUUCGAAGCGAGCAACAUCGAUGCAAAUGCGAGCCAUAGAAAAUAUUGAAACUCCCGGCAGUGCAUUGGAGAAGAAUACUCAACAGAACGUCGACAACAAAAAGAUGGUGACCGGCGGAGAUAUGAAAAAUAUUGACUUGAACAAACGACUGUCGGUGCAAUUGACUCAGCUGCGUCCCAUCAUACCGACCAGUCCGUCGAAUUCUCAUCAAAACACUAACAGCAACGCUAGCGGCAUUGUAACACCAGUAGCACCGAAACAGAAAAUCGAAUCCGGCACAUCCACCACAUUGCAGCUGAUUCAAUCGCAUUCGAUGCAGAACAUUUUACUGCUGCCAACCAGUUCCAUGGAAAGUAAAAAUGCUUUCCAGCCACCGAUAUUCGACGUUCAAUCCGAGAUUGAAAUCACGUCGACCGAUCUGAACGAAAAUGUGGAGAGCAAGCCCGAUAUUCCACUUGAUUUGUCAGCGUCCAUCAGUGAUGUCAUUGAGGCAAAGAGAGAUUCGAAGACUGUUCCAAUGGACGAUGCCAAACCAUGUCUGACCAUCGUUGACGAAAAUAUGGUGAAUGAGUCUGACUGUGCUGAUUUGAAACCAUUGGAAACCAUCGAAACCAUCAAGAGCACAAAUUUUCUGCAGAAGCGGGAUGGUGAUGUACUGGCCGUUCUCAGUUUUGACAAGCAGUUUGCGGUGAUUCAAGAGAGGUUAAUCAGUCUGUGGACACAAUCGAGCGAUCUGUUUAGCGUGUUCGGAAUAGCCCAGCAAUAUGAUUGCAUUGGAAAAAUCGAGCGAUAUAACUGUGAUAUUGAAAUUGGCACGCCAUCAUAUCAGCAUCGAUUGCUGUUGGUGGGUAGUAAAACGUUUUACGUCGAAUUACGAGCGAAGAAAUUGAUUGGGGCGUACACACGUGAAAGUCUGAUGUCAGUUUACUUGACUUUGUACUCGUUGAACGAUCAACAACAAUUAAUUUUGCGACACAUUGAGCUCGACCGCGUUCAUGGGUCGAUUCCAUCGAUACGGUACACAAUACUGCCGAAAUCAAGAAGCUUUGUUAUCUCUUGGUUCGAAGCGGUCACCAAUAUUCGAAAAUACAAUCUGAGUGCGAACAUGUUGAAUCUGGAAAGUGUUCACAUAUAUCCCGGCUGCCGAGAGCCACUGAAGAAGCUACAGUUUUUCGAGAAUGACACCGUGAUUGCAUUUGGUAAUUCUACAAUCACAAUGUGGGACAUUCGGAGUGGGGACAUUACAUGCAAAAUUGACACCAAUACGACCAUUGGCGACAAUUUGCAUUUCUUUUCGUUGAUUGAAAACACCGAACGAGCUCUUUUCCUUGUACAAUCUUGUGCUGACCCGGUAGGAAACGGUCAACUUAUCAAAUUGCUGGCAAUCAACAUGAACAAUAACUACUCGUGGAAGGUGAUUUGUACGCAUAAAAUGCCGUCGAAUGAAUCAAAAGUCACUUCAAUGGCAACCAUCGCCAACCACUUUAUCACCACGUAUGAAAAUGGCCAAUCAUUUUUGCUCAAUUUGUACAACCCGAGACAAUUCGUUGUGCGUUCGUUAGAAACGAGAGGAUUGAAAUGCUUCGCUACAAACGAUAAAAUCAUUGUCAUCGACCACAAUCAAUUAAUUUCGAAAACGUUCGUCGAUCACUUUUUCGCAUAAGUUUCUGCCAAAACUGUCGACUGUAGCACGUGUUUUGUUAAAACAAUAAUUCGGUACGAACUCGAAAUUGAAUUUAGCGUUCGUCUUAUCGUAUAUUUAUGUAAAAAAAGUGAAAAAAUAAAAAUUAAUUUAUGAA